Molecule: messenger RNA, 1266 nt
Organism: Eufriesea mexicana
Lineage: Eukaryota; Metazoa; Arthropoda; Insecta; Hymenoptera; Apidae
Exons: 4
Coding region: 1-1266 (421 amino acids)
Source: RefSeq, a predicted model, not a curated record
AUGUCGUGUAUCGAUAAAGAUUAUGCAAAACUAAAAGAAAUUAGUGAAUGUUUCACUGAAGAAACAUUACAAAAUAUAUUAUACACUGUAUAUAAUGGAAAAGAAAUAAAUAUAUUAAGUUGGAAAUUGGCUGAAGCAAGUGCUAAAGGUGAUAACUAUUUGUCAGAUGUUAAUAAGAUUAAAAUCACUGGUACUAUUGAUGAAAAAGAAGUAGAAGUUAAUUUGGUAGUCAAAUCUUUACCAAAAAAUAUAGGUAGAAGAAAUACAUAUCGGAGUCCAGAAUUUUUCCACAACGAGAAUGCAUUUUAUACAAAGAUAAUUCCAGAGUUUCAGAAGUUUUUAACAGAAAAAUGUCAGACUCAAGUAUUAUGCAUUCCACGUUAUUUUGGUUCUAUUAUAGAUGGUGAAAAUGAUUAUAUAGCAUUGCAAGAUGUUACUGUUUUAGGAUAUAAACCAAUAGCCAGACAAAAUUGUUUAACUGAAGAUCAAUGUAUUAUGAUUUUGAAAGCUAUAGCAAAAUUUCAUGCAAUAUCUUUUGCAUUUAAAAAUCAAAAGAAAGAGAAAUUUAUGGAAAUUGUAACAUAUUUGAAUGAAACAUAUUUCAGUAUUAAACAUUGGCAGUGGUAUAAAAGAUUUUUUGAAACAAUAGUAGAUAUUGCUAAAAAUGCUUUAGCCAUAGAAUACCCUGAUAGCAAAGCAGAAAAAAAAUUUAAUUCUUAUAAAGUUGAAGAACUAUUUCAAAAAGCAGUUAAAUUGUGUGAUCGUAAAUAUGAAUCUACAUCAGUUAUUAUUCAAGGUGAUUCAUGGGUCCCAAAUUAUUUAGUUCAACAAACUAAAAAUGAAGCCUUGAUGCUCGAUUUUCAAUUAGCAAGAUGUGCGAGUCCAAUUUUAGAUAUCUCAACUUGUAUUUAUGCUUGCACUGACAAAGCUCUUUGGAAUGAAAAAUUUGACACAUUGUUAGAAUCUUAUUACGCUGAACUUUGCAAUACCAUUAGUUUGCUUGGUUCGGAUCCUAAAAAGUUAUACCCAUGGGAUACAUUUAUGAAUGAGGUAAAAGAACAAUUUGUAUUUGGUAUGAUAUUUGCAAUGGAAAUAAUCCCAGUGAGUCUACUAGAUGAAUCUGAUACAUUGGAUUUAGAUAAUAUAAGUGAUGAGAAUGGAGUAGACAUAGCUGAUGUAUGGAUAUUGUCACACAUUAAGUCACAAAGUGGAAGACUCAGACUAGCAAAUAUUAUUGUUCAUGCCGUCCAGAAAGGAUUUUUAUAA